Molecule: messenger RNA, 2547 nt
Organism: Monoraphidium neglectum
Lineage: Eukaryota; Viridiplantae; Chlorophyta; Chlorophyceae; Sphaeropleales; Selenastraceae
Exons: 1
Coding region: 1-2547 (848 amino acids)
Source: RefSeq, a predicted model, not a curated record
AUGGCCGUCGCGUCAUUCCUUUUCGACGUGGCCACCAGCAGCGACACAAAGGCCGCUUUCGCGCCGCUGGGCACCCCCGAGUGCGCCGCCGCCACGGCGGCCGCGCUGGUGCGCUCCCACGUGGCGGUUGCCGCCGCCCCCAACGGCUGUGUCCCAGCCGCUGUCGCCUUUGCGCUGCGCCGCCGCGUGCUCGUACUCGCCGGUGUGCUGGUGGAGCUAUGCCGCGCGGCGGCGCCGGGGCGUGCGGCGAUGGAGGCGGUGGCCGCCGCUGUGCGCGUGCCGGGCGCGUUGGAGGCGCUGCUGCUCAUCACGCACUUGCCGCCGACCCCGGCGAUUGAUGAGGCCAGCGACGCCCUUGAGCACCUCCGCACACUGUUCCAGGUCGCCGGCAACCCGCAAGCCGCUAAAAGCGCGGCCGCGGCGGACUGGGGCCGCGCGGUCGCCCGCUGCGCGGGCCUCGCCGCAGACGUGCUGUGCGCGCGCCUGGCGGAGGGCGGGGCGCGCGCGGACUGCGCGGUGGAGCUUGUGGCAGCCCUCACCGUCGCCAACCCAGCCAAAGGCCCGCGCGCCGCCGUCGUCGCCGAGCUCGUCGCGCGCACACCGCACUUCUUCCCGCCGCUGCUGGCGGCCGCCCGCCCGCCGGGCGCCCCCCACAGAAUGCAGGUGCUCGUGUGGGGCGUAGCCGCCGAGUGCCUUCAGGGUCCGGUCGACGUGGCGGCCCUCUCGGCUGCCUGCGGCGGGGAGCUAGUGAGGGCCCUGCUUGUGGCCGUUGCGCGGCCGCUGGGCUCCGCGGUUGCGCCGGCGCCCGUCCAGGAGCUGCGGCUCCUCGCGCCGUCACGAGCAUCGGUCUGCCUCCGCGCCCUCGCCGAACACAACAUGGCCUCGCCGGCGCCUGUGUGCGGCUUGAUCGCGGGCGCGCCCGGCGCGGCGGCGGCGCUGGUCGGCGGGCUGCGCGCGGGGCUCGCGGCGGUGGAGGCGGAGGGCGAGGAUGGCGGGGCCCGCUUGAGAGCCGAGGGUUUCGUCGCGACGGUGUUGGCUACGAUGGGGGUCGUGGGCAUGCAGCAGGCGGCCCGUGCGGGCAGCAACAGCGACGGCGGCGGGGGCCGUCACGGCAGCAGUCACAGCGGGGACGGCGGUGGCGAGACCGGCAGGAACGGCAGCGGCAGCGGCAGUAUAAGUGGCAGCUGGUGGGAUUGGCUUGAUUCGCUGGUGCGCCUUGGCGCGCUCCCGCUGGCGGCGAGGGCGCUGGACCUGGCGGGUUCAGAGCCAGCACACCUCGCCAACAUUGCGCUCGGCGCAGGAGCACUUGUCUACAGCCAGCACCGGCCGAUGCAUCAGCAGCACGGCGGGCGGCCCACGCCGGCCGCCGCGGCGUUGAGGGCGCGGGUGUGGGGAGCGCUGGCUGCAGCGCGCUGCGAGAGCGCGUUCGUGAUGAUGGUGCGGCUGGGCGACUUGCAACAGGCGUGCUGGGCAGACGCUGCGGUGACGCCUGGCCUACUUGCUGCGUGCGCCCAGGCGAUCGCGGACCCUGACGGCGACACGCCCUCAAACGCGCUCCUGGUCAUCUCGCGCGCCGAGGCUUGGGCGCGCUCCCGAUGGGGGGCACGCGGCAGCGGCGGCAGCGAGGGCGGCGACGGGCGCAGCGGCAGCGGCAGCGGCGGCAGCGGCGCGGCUGGAGGCGACCGCUCAGACGGGCAGGAGGCGAGCGCAGACAAGGACGGGGGCAGCGACGGGGCCGGUUCGUGCGUUUUCGUGAAUGAUGUGGCCGACCACGAGGAGUUCCAUUAUGCACUGAUAGGCAUCGCAAAGAAGCGGUUGGAGGCGAUGCUGCACAUCGCCGCACUGGGGACCGCGGCCGGCGACCUCGAGGCGGCGGUGGGGGAGGCCGAGGCGGGCGCCGCGCUGCUGGCGCUGUGCGGCAGCGAAGCCUGCCGGCUGCAAGAGCUGCGGCAGCAGCUGCUGCAGCGGCAGCGGCGGGCGCAGCAGCAGCAGCAGCAGCAGCAGCAGCAGCAGCAGCAGCAGCAGCAACAAAGACAACAUGAGCAGCAGCAGCACGGGCAGCAGCUGCAGCAGCGGCAGCAGGAGCAGAGGCAGCAACAGCAGCAGCAGCAGCCUCAGCAGCAGCAGGAGCAGAGGCAGCAGCAGCAGCAGCAGCAGCAGCAGCAGCAUGAGCAGCAGCAGCAGCAGCAGUGUGAGCAGCAGCAGCAGCACAAGCCACACGAGCAACAGGAGCAACUGGAAAAGAAGCAGCAGGAGCGGCACCCACAGAAGCAGCAACUGCAGCCGGCAAGUGCUCGCACGGCAGGUGACGCGCCAGAGCGCCAGCAACCUGCCCACAGGAGUACUGCUUGCCAGGCAUGCACGUGCGCGGCAUGCAACAAGGCAGAGGCCGUCGGUGGCGUGCGCCUGCACCUCUGCCGCGGCUGCCGCGCGGCGUGGUUCUGCUCUGACGCGUGCUACAAGGGCUUCUGGCCCACCCACAAGGCCGCAUGCCGCCAGGAGCAGGCGCGGAGGGCGGCGCAUGCACAGCCUGCGGCUGAGGCGUAG